ACAGUGUCCCUGUAUCAACAGUGGAGAGUUCACUUUUUAAAAGUUUCGCGGAAAUCUUGAUAUUGUCGUGCGAUGUCGUCUCCAUUUGUCUUGACAUUGUUGUGUUCUAUCGUGGCCGUGGCUCUCCUUUGUCCUGUAGACGCCGGGUCAGGUCAUUUUCUGGUUGCUUCUGCCUCAUCUAACAUCAUAGAUACUCGCGAAGAGCAGUGGGCCGAUGACAUGUCUUUCUCUGAUGACGACUCUGCGUUCCGGACUGCAGAUGAACUGGAGAUGCUGAACAACAAGCUGCGCAGUCUACGGGAACUGCUUGAGUUAGAAACUCGCGGUGUUCAAACGGAAAUUGAGAAGUUACUGUCUGGUUUUAAAGGUGUCAAACUGACAGGAAACGGUGACAUCCCUACCAAGCCGUUCCUAGAUGCCUGCCGUCGCAUGGUACCUUUCUUUGAUCUUCUCGGAGAAACGGCUUUUGCACCUGUAAAAUCGGACAUAAACGGAAACAUCCUCAAGUUGACUAAGAAAUACUCCACCGACCCGGACCGCUUCUCCACUUUACAAGACAUCGUCAAACAGGAAAUGGCUGAGAAAACUACAAAGGCUAAAAACUCGGCCACUGACGCCCUCUUGUGGUUGAGAAGGGCUCUGGAGUUCCCUCAACAUUUUUUGGCAGGGAUCGCAGAAGGUGAGACUGACCUGGUUAAAGUUGCAAAAGCUGCGUAUGAAAGAUCAUUGAAGAAAUACCACGGUUGGAUGGUGCAAAGUAUCUUUUCUCUUGCAAUGAAAGCGGUUCCGUACUACCACGACUUCGUAAUGAAAGUGGCGUCAGGCGAUGAAAAGGCGAUGAUUCGGGAUGCAAAAACCUACGCGGAUAAACUUGGAAUCCUGACAAAAGCUCUGCAAGAUUUUUAUACGGCUAACAAUCUAUAAGAAAACAAAAAAGAAAACAAAAAAAAAGUCUAGAAAUAUGUUAGUACGUUGGGACACGUUGAUUUGAUUAUAUAGAUAUCAUCCUCUGGGAGGAUGACACGAACUGACACGAGCGUACAAAUAAAGAAAAGCCCCCCCCCCCCCAUUGCCUUCAAUAGGAAUAGAAGCUGAUGGUCACAAAGGCUGAAAAAUUAUAUAACACACAUAAUAUGGUGUGCCGAACAAUAUAUUCUCGUUUUCAUUCUUUCGCAUCUUUCUUCUUUGACCUUGGAAUUGACAAUAGCAUUCUAUGACUUCAGUAGCUUUUUUCCGAUAUUUUUGUGCAUUCCACGGCUCAUUUGAAGCUACUUUGCACGAUUUAAACUAUGGUUGAAAACCUUUUUUCUUCGGAAAUGACCGAGAAAUAAUGCACGCCUGGAUGUCAUCCAUAUAAUCAAACCAACGUGGAUAUUGCUUCGUAUUGGGUGAAAUUGUGCACAUGUAUAUUUUUUGUGGGGGCAAAAGCACUUUUACUGUUGUUAAAGAUUACUGGGUUUUGUGGUGAAACUGUGCACAUGUAUCUUUUUUGUGGGGGCAAAAGCACGUUUAAUGUUGUUAAAGAUUACUGAGUAUUGUGGUGAAACUGUGCACAUGUAUCUUUUUUGUGGGGGCAAAAGCACUUUUACUGUUGUUAAAGAUUACUGAGUUUUGUGGUGAAACUGUGCACAUGUAUAUUUUUUGUGGGGGCAAAAGCACUUUUACUGUUGUUAAAGAUUACUGAGUUUUGUGGUGAAACUGUGCACAUGUAUAUUUUUUGUGGGGGCAAAAGCACUUUUACUGUUGUUAAAGAUUACUGAGUUUUGUGGUGAUGAUUAGUACUAAGAAUGUUAAAUGAGGUAUAAGAGGAAAAUGUUUUUAGUUUUGACAGUAGACUUGGCUGAACACUUAUGAGGGCAUUCAAUACUCUAAAAGUACUAAUAUUCAGUAUUCAUUAUUACGUUUUUAGCAUUCCAUUAUAGUAUUAGGUAUUUAGCAUGUCAUGAAUUUGUUUGGUGAAAGCAUGGAAAUUCAUGUUUGUUAAUGUAGUUAACAUUUUCUUCAAAAACAUUCUUAAAAAUUGUGCUAGAAAUGUUUCAAAUAUCCCACAGAAGGUUUCAGUAACCUAUCAUCGAGAUCACGUGACACGUGACGUCGCCAAUUGUGCUGUUUUACCGACAAUAGCAGCCUAAUCUUUCUCAUUGACGCUGUCAUGUUUGGUUUGAAGCUUUCAUAGUUCCAGUUGAACUGUGUUUCUUUUUCAUUGCACAUUAUCAUAUCAUUAGUUGGAAUUAUGUCUGAAAUAAGAGUUAUUUAUUUCUGCAGCACACAUUCACGCCUACGUAAAAACUGCACGCCAUAUAAGAAGGCGUUCACACUGUUUAUGUAUAUUCAAAUUCGUAUGGGUUACGUAUCGACAUUUAUUUGCAGCGGUGAAAAUGUCUUUUGAUUUGAUCUACCUUUAUGCCACCUGGUUAUCCAAUAUAAAAACUAUUUCUUCGACCUCAAACUUUACAUGAGCUCAAAUACUAGUAAUGCAAAACCCAUUAAGACUUGAAUGUACGCAGAAAGUCAUUUCCAGAUGUGGCGGCCAUCUUGGAUUUUCCGGGUCAUACACUAAAACGAGGCUGGAACGGGUCAUAAGACCAUUUCAGGCGAUAUUAUUUGAUACUGCUCCCUUGCAUAUUGUCACAAAGCUACAUAUUGUAUCUCAUCACAUUUGCCAUAGACCAUGCAAUUAUAAUAAAUUCGGAGAUGGGAUGA
Molecule: messenger RNA, 2703 nt
Organism: Branchiostoma floridae (Florida lancelet)
Lineage: Eukaryota; Metazoa; Chordata; Leptocardii; Amphioxiformes; Branchiostomatidae
Product: glycolipid transfer protein-like
Exons: 4
Coding region: 73-924 (283 amino acids)
Biological process (GO): ceramide transport; intermembrane lipid transfer
Cellular component (GO): membrane; cytosol; cytoplasm
Molecular function (GO): ceramide 1-phosphate binding; ceramide 1-phosphate transfer activity
Source: RefSeq, a predicted model, not a curated record